Drosophila miranda is the source of this 2379-nucleotide messenger RNA. RefSeq lists its product as uncharacterized. The record is from RefSeq and is a predicted model, not a curated record. Lineage: Eukaryota; Metazoa; Arthropoda; Insecta; Diptera; Drosophilidae. The transcript has 6 exons. The coding region runs from base 16 to 2229 and encodes 737 amino acids.
UAAUUUUCUGAGGUUAUGCCCGUUUACAAAAAAUCCGCGGUCACACUGCCGGGACAAGAAAAGCCAAAAACUUUUGAAAACAAGGAAAUGCCGAAAAAAAUAGUAGCCUCUUCUGUUAAGCUCCCGGCGCCCGGGGGGAAAAAAGGACAAGCCCAUUGCGUACUCUGCGCAGUCGUGGCGGAGCGAGUCUGUCAGCGAUGUGGGGACUUUUACUGCUCGAAGGAGUGCCAGAUAAUGGACUGGCAGCGCCACCGCUAUAUCUGCUUUCCGAUGCCGGCUUUGGUGAUGCCCGAGGCGUUUUCGAUUCUGCAAUCCCAGGAGGAGCUAUCGAUGGACAUUGCAAGUGUAUCCAAGGCCGGUUCGAUUAAAGCGGCUGCAGCUCCUAUGCCUAGUGAUGCAAGCAUCAGCGAUAAGGUUAGCAGCUGCAGCACCACUCCAACUAUAAGUGGAAUUGCCACACAGAUGGCUGCAGCAGAUACUAAAAACAGCAUCCCGACCCCGAGCAGUGGCAGCAUUAAAACGAAAAACAAAACCACGUUCCUACCGACUGCGGUAAUACCGUCCACAAAUAGUGUGGUCAUCAUAAGUGGCUUCCGCUCUGCGAAUCGCUGCUUAGUCUGUAGCGAAUCCGCUGACCAAGCAUAUGCCCAAGUGUGCGAGAAGGUCAAUGCGCUGGGUAACGAGAUGCCAAGAGUAAAGAAUCCUCGAAUCCACGGCUUCGUGUUAGCGCUCCAUAAUGGCGCAUUCCAGCGGGCCAAGGUUCUGCAGAUGCUCCCGGAUAAAUCCGCCAAGCUUCUGUUCGUGGAUCAGGGUAUAACCAAGAUACGCAAUUUGGAUUCCAUGCGCGAAAUAAGCGACGAGAUACUGGCUCUCCCGAGCUUCUGUUUUCUGGUGCAACUCAAGGACGUGCACAACUAUAGCAUAACCAACGGUAUCCUUGACUUUCUCUCACAAUUCAAUGGUGAAAAAUUCAUUAUGCAGUACGACUCUGGCGGCAAAUAUAACACAAUCUCUGUGGAGCUUGUGAAUGUAAAAACGCAAAAGUCACUGAAUGAGACGGUGCGUGAAUAUUACUCCUCAAAGAAGGUGUACAAUAGCAAGAAUGUAUACCCAAAUCGGAAGAAGAUGGAGAGUAGUGUUUCAGCUGCGUUAAAGCCUCUGGAGGAAGGCCCGAAUGUGGUAGCAGAGGAUGCCCCUCCUCCAACAGUGGCGCCGCCUCAAGAACCAUUGAAGCAGACAGAGACAAGGAGCGAGCCGAUCAAAGAUACAAUACCAACUGAGGCAUCUGUCUUGCCUGCAAAGGAACAGCCAAAAAAGGAGCCAACUUCAGUUAAAGAAUUCCCAUUAGAAUUGAAGGCUGCUACAAAAGCAGCCACAGCAAUUGAUGUGCUCCCUGAGGAAAAAAUCGAACUGAAGACAGUCGACAAAACCGUUUCCUCCAAACUGAACGGGACAGCAGCCACAGCAAUUGAUGUGCUCCCUGAGGAAAAAAUCGAACUGAAGACAGUCGACAAAACCGUUUCCUCCAAACUGAACGGGACAGCAGCCACAGCAAUUGAUGUGCUCCCUGAAGAAAAAAUCGAACUGAAGACAGUCGACAAAACCGUUUCCUCCAAACUGAACGGGAUACCACUCGCACCUAAUGUCAAUGGAGCUGAAGGGUCCAACAAUGGACCGAUUUUAGUGCCGCCCUUUGAGAUGAAACAAUUGAGUGUCAGUGACAAGGCGGGCAUCGAUUUAUACAUUGUGGAUAAUUCCAAAAUCUCUCGUGGCAUGUUUGGCGCCUUUGAUCGUGUCUUGGCCAGCGAAUUUGGACGUUUGAAUACAGCCAUAUCCAAAAUUAGCCCAUCGAAACCGUAUACGCCAGUUCUAAAGGAAUAUGUUUUGGCCAAAUUUGAGAAAAGCUUCUAUCGUGCCAAAGUGGAGCAGAUCAAGCAGACGCCGCAGACACAGCAGACAGUUUACCGCAUGACAUACCUGGACUACACAAACAUCGAAGAAGUAACCGCGGAGGAUAUAUGCCGAUAUCCGGUGGAUAUGGAUUUUCCUUGUAUUACCAGCAUUUGCAUGAUUGAAGAUUUCCCCCAUAAACCGAAUGCCGAGCAGAUGGCUUACUUGUCUGAGGCCCUAAAAGUGCACGAAAUCAUUCACGUUGAUGCCGUUUUCUAUAUGAAGAAUGUGGCUUGGAUCAAAUGCAAUGAAUUAAUCAAGAAACUGGAGACAAUGUAGGGGAUUCCCCUACAAUUUCAAAUAUCAAAUCUCUCAGUGAGCUUAAGGCCUCAGCAGCUAUAGCCCCAUACCCUGUUAAUACCUAGUUUUAACUAUUUAUUAGCUUUAUAUAAUAAUAAUAAUAAUAAAAUAAAAAUCUCUCAGACUAAG